AUGGACACGUCGGCUUUGCGGGAUUUCGCCUUUAAGAAGCUGCAAGAGGCCAGAGAGCGAGGCACGGAGCUGGCGACGGUGACCGCUGCACGCGCGGCCUCGUCUAUUUCUAGCUCCGUGCCGGUGUCUUCGCCGUUUGUCUUUCGCUCGCAGAGCUCGACAGCUCCGCAGGAGUCCCAGCGGCCAGUGUCGCUGGAGCAGAAGCUGGAGACGUUAAAGACGUCCAAUCACUCGCUACGUGCGACACUAACGGGGAGCUCCUCUGGCUCUGUAGACGAGAGCAUCUACAAGCUGGACCUGAUCAACGAGUCAUUGGCGUUUACGAUCGAAAACGUCCAGGGGGCCUCUCAUGCAAUCAAGCUGUUGCAUCGCCAGAUGAAGGACACUGCGGGUAUGGAAAAUGCGGAGCACAAGACUUUUUAUCGACGCCGUCCGAACGUCGGAUAA
Messenger RNA from Peronospora matthiolae, 447 nucleotides. NCBI's taxonomy places the organism in Eukaryota, Oomycota, Peronosporomycetes, Peronosporales, Peronosporaceae. The record is from the annotation of a GenBank genome assembly.